Molecule: messenger RNA, 204 nt
Organism: Parnassius apollo (apollo)
Lineage: Eukaryota; Metazoa; Arthropoda; Insecta; Lepidoptera; Papilionidae
Source: the annotation of a GenBank genome assembly
AUGAUCACAGUGGAGACGCGGCGAGGCGCGGCUACGAUCGCCGCUACGAGCUCUACGAGCGCUACGAGCUCUCCGCCGCCGCCGCCAGAAGCGCACACAGCGCCGCGCAUAGCGCCAGCAGCGAUGGCCGCGUCGACCCGCCGCUACUGCCACCAUUGCCACCCGCCCUUUCACCUUCAUCUGUCCGACACAACUACACGUUAA